Molecule: messenger RNA, 2893 nt
Organism: Conger conger (European conger)
Lineage: Eukaryota; Metazoa; Chordata; Actinopteri; Anguilliformes; Congridae
Gene: rgs7bpa
Product: regulator of G protein signaling 7 binding protein a
Exons: 6
Coding region: 650-1408 (252 amino acids)
Biological process (GO): G protein-coupled receptor signaling pathway
Cellular component (GO): postsynapse; nucleus; neuron projection
Source: RefSeq, a predicted model, not a curated record
GCAGCUACCGAGCGUCUCCUACCAAGGUUAGAUGUAUUCUCAGAAGAAGACCUUGGAAACGAGAUCGGGAUUAUCAAUGGCAACCAUUAAUAGCUUUUGUUUCCCCAAUUGGCUAUCUCUUUACAUGUUCUGUCGGAAUUAGUGUUGUUUGUACUUGUGCCACAGGCGCUUUGUUGCUGUCGGGGGAUGCUGAUGUGAUGUUGCCGUAGAGGUGUUCGCAAAACCAAGAAAACCAUCGCUUGCUUGCAGUGCUUCAUGGAAACUCGGAACUGCAAGAAAUGGUCGCAGCUGACUUCCUGUGAAUCCGCCUCAGAGGUACAGAAACGGCGGUGUGCAAGGGGAACAUUUCAGCCGGAGUCGGUCCACUGCUGAGGUGAAGGUGACUCGCCUUGCAGUCGAAGCUAUGCGGAAAGGAGUCGCGAGCACUCAUCCGGCACUCCUGCGCGCUAAAGGUUGCCUGCGAAAUUAUCUGUUUCAGCAGUAGGAUCCUGUCGGAGCCACUGGGUCGCUGUCGGUGACUCUGCUUCGUCAGAUACAGAGAACAAACGAGCUAUCAAAUAAAAUAACAACGGUUGUUAAAGCGAAGAAAAGGGAGAAGAAAUAAAUACCAUUCCCCAACGGUUUAGGUUUUGUCAGUGGAUGUGUAUGCAUGAGUUCUGCACCGAAUGGGCGCAAGAACCGCCCCAGAUCCGCCGGGAACAUUUUUCAAAUCGGCAAGCCCCCUUCAAGGGACCCGGAGCGCAGGGAGAGUACAGAGAGCAGCCGAAAAGCCCAGCGUGCCGUGGACGACUGCAGGAUGAUUGUCCAGGAGUUCAAUACACUUGUGGCCCUGUAUCGUGAGCUGGUCAUUUCUAUUGGGGAGAUAUCGGUCGAUUGCCCUUCCCUACGAGCGGAAAUGCACAAGACGCGAACCAAAGGCUGCGACAUGGCUCGAGCCGCACAUCAGAAUCUCUCCGUAAUUUCGGGGCCGGAGGAUGGUGAGAUUCACCCGGAGAUCUGCAGGCUCUUCAUCCAGCUGCAAUGCUGCCUGGAGAUGUACAUCACUGAGAUGCUGAAGUCAGUCUGCCUGCUGGGCUCCCUGCAGCUGCACAGGAAAGCAGGGAAGGACUUGAACCCGGCUUUGAGGAUCGACUGCAAGAUGGACGAGAGCUCGGACAUUCCCAUCCUGGAGGACACUUCUUCCUCGCCCGUGGAAUCCCUGCAGUACGGCUGGCUGGUUUCUACCGACAUCGAGAACACCGAACGGGACAUGAGAGACAUGAAGAACCUUCUUAGCAAACUCAGGGAGACUAUGCCUUUACCACUGAAGAACCAAGAUGACAGCAGCCUGCUGAAUCUCACUCCCUACCCGCUGGUGCGACAGAGGAAGAGGCGUUUCUAUGGGCUCUGCUGCCUGGUGUCCAGUUAAGAGCCAGCCCCCAACUCCGCCCUCAACUCCACCCCCAACUCCGCCCUCAACUCUGCCCCCAACUCCGCCCUCAACUCCACCCUCAACUCCGCCCCCACCCCGCUACCAGCCCUGGGGAAACAGCACUUCGGACAACUGCGUCAGUCAACAUUACCCAUAAUCCCCGAACACUGGUGUCUCCCGCCACCAUUAUGAAGAACUAAUAUCUGUCAAUGCACGGUAAAAUAUCAAAUUGAAGAUUAAAGGAAAAAAUAAUACUUGCCAAAAUUACUCACUAAAUACAAUUGGUGAUAUAGUAUAAUCUACACCAGUUAUUGCCAACUGUACAUGCAAAAAUGACCUGCAUAUAUUAGAAUUGAAAAUAUUUGAGAGUGUCAUUUUAAAAUGUUUCACAGUAUGUCUGUAAUUUCAUUUAUGAAAGUGGCAAUAACUAAUAUGGUUCAAUAUAUGCAGUGCAUCAUGCAGUACAAAAAAAAUGUGUAAAAUUUAUAUUUUAACGUGUGUUAACAUGAUAUUUGUUUUUUGUAAGGGCAACCUGUUACUGCCAUUUCCGAUAUAGUUCUUUUUUUGUUGAAAAGGCUGCCCGUUUUCUAAUUUUAUUUUGUGAUAUGAAAAUAAUUCUUUUAAGAAAAAAACAAGAAAUAAAAGUAACAAAAUCAAUAGUCACAAACGUAUAUAUAUUUUACUCUAAUUUUGAUUAUCAAGAUGCUUUAUAACAAUUUUUUCCAUUUUUGUAAUUGGGGCAAAAUUAUUGCUCGUUUGGCUGCAGGCAAUGCAACCGGACAAAAAUCCUAAAAGGAAUGUUUUUGAUUUUUUCCCUGUUGGCUGCUGGGAAUGACUGUGAUUGUUUUAUAAUCGUUCCAUACUCUCCGUCAAUUACCCAUGCACUCCAGUCCAAAUCGAUAUCCUUUAACAACUCCCGGACCCACCAGAGAACGGAGAUGACCUUUGUCGUGGUACACCUGUUAUCUGCAGACGCACAUGGAUAACAGAGCUGGCUCUUUUCAGCAGUAUUACUCCACCAAUUAAACAACUCGUUUUGAAGCCCUGCACUGUUUUUUUUGUUUAGUUUUAUUUUAUUUUAUUAUUAUUCUUUUUUUCUGUGGUUAUAUUUAUACAUUAUUUAGUCUUCCAUGCACCGAAAAACCUGUACCCAAUUUACUUUUCCAUUUCAAGGAAUAUACAAUAUUAUAUGAAAUAUACAAUUUAAAAAAAACGUUAGAUCGGUAUUUAUAAAACGACACAACUUAAGGCGUGACCAUCAGAGUUAUUUUCCCAACAGCGGCUUUCAUUUACAGUCUUGGAUGAUUGCAGUUGGUGACUUUAAAAUUCUGGCCUUUUAUGUCCAGAUGCAAAGGGCACAGCAUGGUUCCUGCUUAUUAAAUAUAGUAUUCAAUGUUUAGGGCAUGCUGGGUACUGUAGUUCAAGCUGACUAAAAUUAUAGACCAUUUUACAUUGUUAAUAAACUUUUUUUAUUUAAACAAA